AUGGGUAUCCACACAUUUAUGUCCUGCCUAGUGUAUUAUACCACAAAUGUAGUACUAUCAGUUUUUCUAGUUUCUAGUUUUUUUGUAUACAAAUUAACAGCAAUUAAUCCAUGUAAUUCCUUUACACAAGGCCAUGGAACUGCUUUUAUAACACAUCAAAUUGAAGGACAUUUAACAAAUCGCAAUAAAUUUAGAAAAGAAAAAUUACAUUCAAAUAGCAAUGAACUUUCAAAGGCAAUCAAUAAUAAUUCAAUAAAAUUAUCUGAUACGAAAUCAUAUGGUGAAUUUGCUAAUAAUGCUGAUUAUAUGUUAUUGGACAGUGCAAUAUUGGAUAAAUAUGGAUUUAAGAUCGUAGGUGAUAUAGAACUCAAAGAGGAACGCUCAGUAAAGAGAUUAUUACAUGAUGUGUAUAAUUCUGAACAGUUAAGUACCAUUAAAUCAAAAUUAUUAACAACCCUAAAUACCAAUUUAUCAAUGUGCAAUAUGAAUGAUAUGGUUGCUGAUAUUAAUGAAAAAAUAGCAAAUAAACAAAAUAUUGACCUGACUAACUGUUAUAGUAGAUGUAUAAUUUGCCUAGCUAAUAAGUUUGAAACGUCAAAACUGGUGGAAUUGUUUCAACACAUGAUUAAUUUCCAUGAAUUGCUAGAUAUAUUCCAUUUUUCACUCGUCAUUCGUUACUUAGCACAGGUUGGCUAUGAUAAUUUGGAUGUUUGGAUUAAAUUAUUUGAUGUAUUUAAUAAUGUAUCUCUAAAAACAUGCAAAUAUGGGUUGUUUGUCACCACUGAUGAUGUAAAACCAUUUGUAGUUGAUAAAAAAACAUAUGUUGGCCAAGACAUUGAUAUAAAUAGCUUAUCUUUGUUUGGGCUGAACCACUCAUAUAUAUUUGAUCGCGAGCAGAUGGGAACUGGUAUACUAGAAUCCUUUGUUUUGGGUUUAGUUCAGAAUAUCCACGGAUAUCAAGAAUCAAUCGGUAUGGAGGAAUAUAACAAUGAACAAGGCUAUAAAAGUUUGUGUUCGAAUUCCAAGUUGAUUAACAUAAUUAUGCAGCUAAAUAUUGCCAGUGCAGUUGGUAAAAUUGAGUUGAGUUGGAUUACUAAGGUCAUCCUUCGACAUAUUAAUCGGAUAUUGCCAAUUGACAAUGAAUUUAACACCAUUGACACUAACACUAACAACUAUGAGGGUAGAUUGUUUAUGAACCUGGAAGAUGAAUCAAAUGGUGUUAAACAAUCAAAAACGAUAGAAGAAUCAUGUAUUAGUGCCAUUGAUAAAUUUAUCAACAGUCCCUUAUCAUCUAUUACCAAACAAAAUAAAUUAAUACAACCGCCUUUAUUACUACCCAAAUUCAUAUACCCUUCAACACACACCCAAAUAUUCAAUGAGUUGAUGAAUUCCACAUCGUACAUUACUGUUUUUGAUAUCGCAAAAUUGUUAUUUUCAGAUGCUACAAAUGUAGAAGAAUUAGCAAUAACUGACAUUUACUACAUCAUUCGUCAUAUGUUAAAAUUCAAAAAGGCAACUUCUGUAAUAGAAUCACUACUGAAAUUUGAUGUGUUGCAUUCAAAUAGGCUAAUGGAGCACAUAAAGUGUUGUACGUAUGAAUGUGAAAUGGAACGGGACCCUAUAGAAGCUUUGAAAGUCUUAAAUUUUUUCAAGCAAACGGGUAUAUCACCAUCAAAGGGGUUAAUUGAUGAUUUAGCCAAUAAAUUAAAUAACGACUGA
Molecule: messenger RNA, 1719 nt
Organism: Babesia microti strain RI
Lineage: Eukaryota; Apicomplexa; Aconoidasida; Piroplasmida; Babesiidae
Exons: 5
Coding region: 1-1719 (572 amino acids)
Source: RefSeq, a predicted model, not a curated record